Paramecium octaurelia is the source of this 427-nucleotide messenger RNA. Lineage: Eukaryota; Ciliophora; Oligohymenophorea; Peniculida; Parameciidae. The record is from the annotation of a GenBank genome assembly.
AUGUUAUAAAGAAAAUUAGCAUUACUUUAUGAAUUCUGUUAAUAAUCUGCAAGACAGUGCUUUUAAUUUUUACAACAAGAUCCUAUUGAACAAUCAGGAUAGAUUUCUACUUAAUAUCAACAAGCAAAUAAGGAUGAAUAGCAAAUGAAAAAAUAAUCAUUAUAAUAAGAUUAUGGGGAUUUGGAAGAUUAAGAUUCUGAUCAUGUAUAAAUGCAAAUUAUUUAAGCAUUUAAUAGAGCAGGAGAAUCCAUUUGAAAAAUUGAAACCUACUUUAAAUUUCCAAAACACGAUUCCACAAUAAAAUAAUAAUAAUUCGAAGGUAGAGAAGGAGCAUAUAAAAUAUGAUGAAGAGAUGGUUGAUAUGCAUCAAAAUAGCAAUUGGAAUAAUCAUGAACUUGAUUAAGAGAAUGAACAUAUUGAAUUAUGA